Molecule: messenger RNA, 1693 nt
Organism: Penaeus vannamei (Pacific white shrimp)
Lineage: Eukaryota; Metazoa; Arthropoda; Malacostraca; Decapoda; Penaeidae
Product: neural cell adhesion molecule 1
Biological process (GO): homophilic cell-cell adhesion
Cellular component (GO): plasma membrane
Source: RefSeq, a predicted model, not a curated record
GCCUCCACUCCCGCCGCGGCGAGAGGCACCCACGUCGUCCGAGGAGCGAGAGCGUUGCCGUUGCGUCAUGUUGGUCGUCGCGUUGAUCCUGACGGCGACUCUGGUGGCGGCCGGAGAGGAGGUCGAUGUCCUGGAUCCCUCCAGCCCCGUCGGCGAGCUGACUGUGUCCCAGUUUGAGAAGCUAAUGGCGAGGACACUGCCUCGAGCACUGAUCCCUCUGCACCACACCUGCACCGACUACAGCGAGACGGGCGACUGCGGCCUGGUGGUGGAGAACGGCCUGUGCGGCGCCGAGGAGUUCUACGCGCGCUACUGCUGCCGCUCCUGCACCCUGGCCAAGCAGAUCCCCACCUUCGGGCCUCACCUCAGCCUCGAGGCGAAAGUCCCCGUGGAAGCCAGGAUCACCACCGAGGAGCGCGAGCUUCGGUACGGCGAGAACGUGACCCUCACCUGCGAGGUCUCGGGCGAGCCGGCGCCUGACGUCCUGUGGUUCGUGUCCGACUCGAGCCACGACGUCAGCGAGGAGAGGAAGGCGACGGUUGAAGACACCGGAGGAAUCCUGAAGAAGACGAGACGAGGAACCAUCACGCUUCCGGUCACCCAGUCUGACUCUUAUUUCGGCUGCGACUGCCUGGCCAUCAGCGCUGCGGGCUGGGACAGAAGCAGUUUCCAGGUCUAUUUCGAAAGGGAUAUAGGCCUAUCGAUGCAGCUUUUACCGGGAGAGAGACUAUUCUCUCUCUCGGAUAAUAUAACUCUGGAGUGCACUGCUGAAGGAGCCAGCCUGGACGAAAUCGACUGGAAGAUGGAAGGCGAGAUCCUCGAGAGCUCAGACAAUUAUAGUAUUAUUAAGGAGAGGAGUGUGAAAGACGGAGAGACGAGGAUCCACUCCAGCCUCACUCUCCUGCGCCCAAGAGUUAUGGACACCUAUAUAAAGUGUUUCGCGACCAGCCUCACCGGAGCCGUCAAGGACGCCACGACACGCGUGCGGGUAAAGGAUGUGUACAUACACCCUAGCUGUAAGGACAUCGCUGACAGGCAGGAGUGCUACGAAGGCUAUGUCACCUGCGAAGAAGAUUACAGCAAACGUUACUGCUGCAGAACUUGCACCUUCAUGGGCACAGUGACCGCUGACUCGCAUAUUCCAAGCGACGCUGAGGCACCACUGAGAAUUAACCUCGGGACACCACCCUACGAGGACAUUCGCUACGGAGGACAAGCAAGAUUCAUCUGUGAGUCCAAUGGUUAUCCCGGGACACAGAAAGUCGUGUGGUACAAAGGGAACACAACCAUCGAAGAGUCCGACCACUUUUCCAUUGAAGAAAAAGUGUGGAAGUACCCGAUGGGCUGUCACGUGACAUCCUACCUUAUAAUCAAGAGCAUCAACAAGCGCGAUUUCGGCAAGUACACGUGCAAAGCGGCCAACAGCGUCACGGAGUCAGAAGCAAGUGUGAUGUUUCAGAUAGACCGCUAUGGAAAAUUUGGCUUUGACUUUUUGACCCAAUUUAUGAAUGAAAGCAGCACUUGAGAUUUUUUUUUUAUUCCAGUAUGUUUUACAUUGUUGCUUCUUGCGCUAAUGGACUUCAUAUUAAAAUUACAUGCUCUUUGUUUUACUUUCCUACGCAGAUUGAAAGAGUUACUUAUGAACAGGUGGAAAUAUCCAAUGAAACACAUCAGAAUAACAUCAGAAUGUGAC